GGAGGGGCCGGGGCGGCCCCGGCGUGACGCAGCCUUGUUGCCAGGCGCCGCCUUAUAAACCUCCCUCUCGGCGGCCGCCGAGCCGAGUCCGAGCCGCGCACGGGACCGGGACGCAGCGGAGCCCGCGGGCCCCGCGUUCAUGCACCGCCUGCUGGCCUGGGACGCAGCAUGCCUCCCGCCGCCGCCCGCCGCCUUUAGACCCAUGGAAGUGGCCAACUUCUACUACGAGCCCGACUGCCUGGCCUACGGGGCCAAGGCGGCCCGCGCCGCGCCGCGCGCCCCCGCCGCCGAGCCGGCCAUCGGCGAGCACGAGCGCGCCAUCGACUUCAGCCCCUACCUGGAGCCGCUCGCGCCCGCCGCGGACUUCGCCGCGCCCGCGCCCGCGCCCGCGCACCACGACUUCCUUUCCGACCUCUUCGCCGACGACUACGGCGCCAAGCCGGCCAAGAAGCCGGCCGACUACAGUUACGUGAGCCUCGGGCGCGCGGGCGCCAAGGCCGCGCCGCCCGCCUGCUUCCCGCCGCCGCCUCCCGCCGCGCUCAAGGCGGAGCCGGGCUUCGAACCCGCGGACUGUAAGCGCGCGGACGACGCGCCCGCCAUGGCGGCCGGGUUCCCGUUCGCCCUGCGCGCCUACCUGGGCUACCAGGCGACGCCGAGCGGCAGCAGCGGCAGCCUGUCCACGUCGUCGUCGUCCAGCCCGCCCGGCACACCGAGCCCCGCCGACGCCAAGGCCGCGCCCGCCGCCUGCUUCGCGGGACCGCCGGCCGCGCCCGCCAAGGCCAAGGCCAAGAAGGCGGUGGACAAGCUUAGCGACGAGUACAAGAUGCGGCGCGAGCGCAACAACAUCGCGGUGCGCAAGAGCCGCGACAAGGCCAAGAUGCGCAACCUGGAGACGCAGCACAAGGUGCUGGAGCUGACGGCCGAGAACGAGCGGCUGCAGAAGAAGGUGGAGCAGCUGUCGCGAGAGCUCAGCACCCUGCGGAACUUGUUCAAGCAGCUGCCCGAGCCGCUGCUGGCCUCGGCGAAUCACUGCUAGCGCGCCGGGGGGUGCCGUGGGGGGCGCCGCCGCGGCCACCGUGGGCUCCGUGCGCCCUGCCCCGCGCGCGCCUGCCCCGCGCGCACCGAGGGCCCCGUGCGUGCCUCGCGCGCACCUGCACCUGCACCGAGGGGACACCGUGGGCACCGCGCGCACGCACCUGCACCGCGCACCCGGUUUCAGGACUUGAUGCAAUCCGGAUCAAACGUGGCUGAGCGCGUGUGGACACGGGACUGACGCAACACACGUGUAACUGUCAGCCGGGCCCUGAGUAAUCACUUAAAGAUGUUCCUGCGGGGUUGUUGCUGUUGAUGUUUUUGGUUUUUUCGUUUUUGUUUUUUCUUUUUGGUCUUAUUAUUUUUUUGUAUUAUAAAAAAGUUCUAUUUCUAUGAGAAAAGAGGCGUAUGUAUAUUUUGAGAACCUUUUCCGUUUCGAGCAUUAAAGUGAAGACAUUUUAAUAAACUUUUUUGGAGAAUGUUUAAAA
This is a messenger RNA of Alexandromys fortis (reed vole), 1520 nucleotides long. It is a transcript of the gene Cebpb, whose product is annotated as CCAAT enhancer binding protein beta. The transcript has a single exon. The coding region runs from base 140 to 1036 and encodes 298 amino acids. Gene Ontology annotation, molecular function: RNA polymerase II cis-regulatory region sequence-specific DNA binding; DNA-binding transcription factor activity, RNA polymerase II-specific. The record is from RefSeq and is a predicted model, not a curated record. Gene Ontology annotation, biological process: regulation of transcription by RNA polymerase II; regulation of cell differentiation; DNA-templated transcription. NCBI's taxonomy places the organism in Eukaryota, Metazoa, Chordata, Mammalia, Rodentia, Cricetidae.